This is a messenger RNA of Oncorhynchus keta (chum salmon), 3294 nucleotides long. RefSeq names its product serine/threonine-protein phosphatase 5-like. NCBI's taxonomy places the organism in Eukaryota, Metazoa, Chordata, Actinopteri, Salmoniformes, Salmonidae. Gene Ontology annotation, molecular function: protein binding; protein serine/threonine phosphatase activity. Gene Ontology annotation, cellular component: nucleus; cytosol. The coding region runs from base 97 to 1572 and encodes 491 amino acids. The record is from RefSeq and is a predicted model, not a curated record. The transcript has 13 exons.
GAAGUCUCGUGAUGUAGCACCUCUGGGUUUAGAAACUCUGUGAGUCAGUUUGAGACCAUAGGACUGCAGCGGACGCCCUUUGCGACUAUACUGCCAAUGGCGAACGAUACGGCAACCGGGAGCAAGGAGAAGAUGGCGGAGGAAGAUACAAAUGCAGAGAACUUAAAGGAGAAGGCGAAUAAUUACUUUAAAGAGCGAGACUAUGAGAAUGCGAUUAAAUACUACACGGAGGCGUUGGAGCUCAAACCGUGCAGCGCCAUCUACUUCUCCAACCGCAGCCUGGCAUACCUGCGGACAGAGUGCUAUGGCUACGCCCUGGCCGACGCCACCAAGUGUCUGGAGAUAGACCAGAACUACAUCAAGGGUUACUACCGCCGAGCCACGUCCAACAUGGCCCUGGGCAAGUUCAAGGCUGCACUCAAAGACUACGAGACGGUAGUGCGUGUGCGACCUAACGAUAAGGACGCUAAGAUGAAGUACCAGGAGUGCAACAAGAUUGUGAAACAGAAAGCCUUCGAGAGAGCCAUUGCUAGCGACGAGAUGAAGAGAUCAGUCGUAGACUCCCUAGACAUCGAAAACAUGAUGAUCGAGGACCAAUACACAGGACCGAAGCUGGAAGAAGGGAAGGUCACAAUGAGGUUCAUGAAAGAGAUGAUGGAGUGCUUCAAAGACCAGAAGAAACUGCACAGAAAGUGUGCUUAUCAGAUUCUGAUCCAAGUCAAAGAACUCUUAUCCAAACUACCCAGUCUUAUUGAGAUCACAUUAAAAGAGACGGAAAAGAUAACCAUUUGUGGCGACACACAUGGACAGUUCUACGAUCUUAUAAACAUCUUUGAGCUGAACGGCUUACCCUCUGAGACCAACCCCUAUCUAUUUAAUGGAGACUUUGUGGACCGUGGUUCGUUCUCCCUAGAGGUCAUCCUGACUCUGUUUGGCUUCAAGCUGCUCCUCCCUGACUCCUUCUACCUCCUCAGAGGUAACCAUGAGACUGACAACAUGAACCAGAUGUAUGGUUUUGAGGGGGAGGUGAAGGCCAAGUACACCGCUCAGAUGUUCACUCUCUUCAGUGAGGUCUUCCAGUGGCUGCCUCUAGCCCAGUGCAUCAAUGGCAAAGUCCUGGUGAUGCACGGGGGGCUCUUCAGUGAGGACGGAGUGACGUUGGAUGAUCUGAAGAAGAUCGACAGGAACAGACAGCCCCCCGACUCUGGUCCUAUGUGUGAUCUUCUCUGGUCAGAUCCACAGCCACAGAAUGGCCGGUGUGUGUCUAAGCGAGGUGUGAGCUGUCAGUUUGGGCCGGAUGUCACCGAGCGGUUCCUUGACCAGAACAAUCUGGAUUACAUCGUCCGCAGUCACGAGGUCAAGGCAGAGGGUUAUGAGGUCACACACUCAGGGAAAUGCAUCACAGUCUUCUCAGCGCCCAACUACUGUGAUCAGAUGUGUAACAAAGGAGCGUACAUCCAUCUCAGUGGAUCAGACCUCAAACCACAGUUUCACCAGUUCACUGCUGUGCCUCAUCCGAAUGUGAAGCCCAUGGCGUACGCCAACUCACUGAUGCAGAUGGGGAUGAUGUAGAGGCCAAGCCCAAGUCGCUCAGUCUGACCCCUGACCCUGGCCAACAACAUGCCCAUACUGUGCUCCAUGGGAUCUCUCGCCCAGCCAUGCCUGAGUAGCUCCCUUCCCCUUGGCCCAAACUCUUUGAUCUCUGUAGUGAUGGAGCUUUCACCAUAUGACUGUCACCUUACUGCUCUGCAGAAAUCAAAGGGUUAUUGUUAAGGGGAAGAAAUGGGAAGUGAAUUGUGUCCAGUUCCGAUAAUCCCUACUGUUUCUUUCAGAGUAUCCAACAUGGUAGGGUCAUGGUAUUUAAGGCAGGAAGAGACAACAUGGUAGGGUCAUGGUAUUUUAGGCAGGAAGAGACAACAUGGUAGGGUCAUGGUAUUUUAGGCAGGAAGAGACAACAUGGUAGGGUCAUGGUAUUUUAGGCAGGAAGAGACAACAUGGUAGGGUCAUGGUAUUUAAGGCAGGAAGAGACAACAUGGUAGGGUCAUGUUAUUUUAGGCAGGAAGAGACAACAUGGUAGGGUCAUGGUAUUUUAGGCAGGAAGAGACAACAUGGUAGGGUCAUGGUAUUUUAGGCAGGAAGAGACAACAUGGUAGGGUCAUGGUAUUUUAGGCAGGAAGAGACAACAUGGUAGGGUCAUGGUAUUUUAGGCAGGAAGAGACAACAUGGUAGGGUCAUGUUAUUUAAGGCAGGAAGAGACAACAUGGUAGGGUCAUGGCCAAUAGCCAAAUCGUGUCUAUUGAUAACCAACCACCCCUGCCAGUUUGGUGUUGAUGCAUCCAUUUUGGAGCUGCUGCGUUUGUAGUGAUUAGACUGGUUAAUCAUACUGUACCUAACCUUAACCAUACUGUAUGUGGGGAGGAUGGCUCAAUACUGGCUCUGACCCUAAUCAUAAUGGCUGGAAUGGAGUUAAUGUAAUGGUACCAAACACGUGGUUGAUACCAUUACAUUGAUGCCAUUAUUAUGAGCCAUCCUCCCAUCAGCAGCCUCCAUGGUACAGUUUUGAUACUGUAUGGAGCUGGUUUGUACCAAAGAAUUGGAAUGAUCCACGCUGUCACAGCAGUAAAACUGUUCUGCUACUGUAAAACAUACCGUUGGUUGACCUACUGUUCGCUUUGUAGUGUCUCUUGUUGGGUUGUGUGAGUAAUAUGUGCUACAGUAUUGGUACACAGUUUUAUUUAAGUCUUUUUUUACAGUAGAAAAUGUAGCUAUGAUUCCAUCUUCAGGAGAACAUGAACCUGGUUAUUUGACUCCAGUCUCACUCUGCACGGUGCUGUUCAUUCCUGCUAGUCCGAUGGUUUAGACACAUGCUGUACAUGUAUGCUGUUUUGCACCUACUGCACCUUUUCUCUACCUGUUGCUGCUCUCCAAGUUAACUCUUCAGCUCAGCCCAUCAGUCUCCUGGUAGCUCCUACACAACCCCUCUUCUCUCCCAACCUGCUUUGCUACAAGGCCAAGCACUGGUGUGAUGCUCCAACCUGCUCCACUGUUAGUCUACCAGUGACUUUGCCCAUUUGCAGAUGUUUGGCUCAGACGUCCAGACACCAAGCGCCCAGCUGCCGUGUCCCUUCAACUUUUUAGAUCAUUCUAUACACUGAAGUGUAUAUGUAUGUAUGUAUGUAUGUAUGUAUGUAUGUGUGUGUGUGUGUGUGUGUGUGUGUGUGUGUGUGUGUGUGUGUAUAUUCUGUGUACAUGUUUGGGAAAAAAAGUUAUUUGAAUAAACUUUCAGUCCACUGA